This is a messenger RNA of Peronospora farinosa, 1443 nucleotides long. NCBI's taxonomy places the organism in Eukaryota, Oomycota, Peronosporomycetes, Peronosporales, Peronosporaceae. The record is from the annotation of a GenBank genome assembly.
AUGUUGGCUCGUCACCUAACCAACGUGACUAAAACUGCCCGCAGCACUAGCACCUCGUGGUGGAAGCGCACGUCGUCGUCGUUGGACGUUCGGCAGGACGAAACCAAGAAGCCUGAGAAUUUCCAGCUUGUGAUCGUUGGCACGGGCUGGGCCGGCUACAAAAUGUUCAUGCAAUGCCGCAAACACCUCGUAGAUAUCGAGGAGAACAUUGGCCGACCCGUGGACCUCGUCAUCGUCUCCAAGCGCAACCACUUCCUGUACACGCCAUUGCUGGCUAGCACGACGGUGGGGACACUGGAAUUCCGAUCUAUUAUUGAGCCGCUGCGUGACAGCAUGCUCAGUCACGAAGGUGACUUUCACCUUGCCAAUGUGCACAACGUCGACCCGGAGCAUAAAGUCCUGAAUGUCGAGUCGGCUAUUAGUGCUGUGAGUUGCAACCGCAAGUACGACAUCAAGUACGAUGCCCUGGUACUGGCUUGUGGCUCGAUGCCACUGACAUUCGGACUGCCUGGUGUGAAAAAGCACGCUUUCUUCCUCAAGGAGAUCCAUCACGCGCAGAAGAUUCGAAAUCGCAUUCUCGAUAACUUUGAGGUCGCUACACAGCCAGGUGUGACACCGGUGGAAAAGAAGCGUCUGCUACAUUUUGUCGUGGUCGGUGGAGGCCCGACCGGCAUCGAAUUCUGCGCUGAGCUGUACGAUUUCGUGCUGCAGGACUUAGUACACAAGUAUCCGGAGACAUCCAAGCACCUAAAUGUGACGCUGGUGGACUCUGGUGAGAUUCUGAGCGGAUUUGACAAACACCUGCGUGCUGUGGCACUGCUUAAGAUCCAGAAACGCAAAACGAUGGAGAUUAUCAAAAAGAACUGCAUUGAAGUCACAGCGAACGGAGUCACAGUUGACGGUGGCGAAAAGAUCCCAGCCGGUCUUGUCGUGUGGACCGCUGGAGUGGGACCGAACGAGCUCACCAAAUCUCUCACGGUGUUUGAAAAGAGCAAGCGUGGCAACAUCUUGACUAACCAGUACUGUCAGGUGUUGGGUGCUCCUGAGGUCGAAGAUAAGGCCCCAUGGGGUAUGCCAUGCCGCUCCAACGUCUUCUCGAUUGGUGACUGUGCCGAGAUUUUGGAUUACCCGCUGCCGGCUACGGCCCAAAAGGCGCAGUCCCAGGCGAAUUACCUUACUUCGCUGUUCCGCGGUAAGCACUCGGUGCCGGCAAAACCGUACACUUUCCACAGCAAGGGCAUGAUGGCGUACUUGGGUUCUUAUGAAGGUCUUUUCGAGGCGCGCCCCAGAGUCGACGGCAGAAUAACGCUCACUGGCUGGAAGGCCUGGUUUCUGUGGCGUAGUGCUUAUUUGACCAUGCUGGGAAGCUGGCGACUCCGUUUGCAGGUGCCGCUAGACUGGCUUAAGGCGAUUCUCGUGGGCCGUGACGUGUCUAAGUUCUAG